Messenger RNA from Lactuca saligna, 1161 nucleotides. NCBI's taxonomy places the organism in Eukaryota, Viridiplantae, Streptophyta, Magnoliopsida, Asterales, Asteraceae. The record is from the annotation of a GenBank genome assembly.
AUGAAAGGACCCUUUCCAGGACAAGUACUUACAACAGUUGGAUUGGAUUCAAACAACGGCAUAUACCCACUUGCAUAUGGCAUUGUUGAGACUGAAAAUAUGAGUAGCUGGAAAUGGUUUCUAGAAUGCUUGGGAGAUGACUUAGAGUUGUACUCAAAUUCUAACUUUACUUUCAUGAGUGAUAGACAAAAGGGACUCUUACCUGCUGUUGCACAACUAUACCCACAGGUUGAGCAUCGAUUCUGUCUAAGACAUAUUUAUGAGAACAUGAGGAUUAAAUGGAAAACAAAAGAGUAUAAAGAUCACUUAUGGCAGUGUGCAAUAGCAACCACAGUACCAGAAUUUGAACACUACAUGAAUGAACUUAACAAGUUUGAUAAGGAUGCUUUUGAGUGGUUGAAGAACCCCCCCCCCCCCCCUCACCAUUGGGCCAGAAGCCACUUUUCAGGCAGAGCAGGAUCAGAUAUAUUGCUCAACAAUUUAUGUGAGGCAGUACCUUAUGGAGAGGAUCUGCAAUGUGAAGAAAGUGAUGUCAAAGCUCCAGGUCCACUCACUCCAACAACAUCAAAGUUACUUGAGAGAAAUAGGGAAGCUUCAGUCCAAUAUAGAGCUAGAUGGAAUGGGACUGCAAAGUAUGAAGUUUAUGGUCCUUGGCAUGACCAACAUGUGGUUGACAUGACAAAUAUGUCAUGUACAUGUAGAAGGUGGGAAUUGAAUAGGAUUCCAUGCAGGCAUGCCAUAGCUACAAUACAUGAAAUGGCUGAUAGUGGAGACAAAGUUGGGGAGCUUUACACUUAUGUCAACAAAGUGUAUUGGCUUCAAACAUGGAAUGAAGCUUACUCUUACACUGUGGACCCUAUAAAGGGUAGAGCCAUGUGGCUAAAAAGUACCUGUCCAUUUAAAUUAACACCACCACCACAUCACAAUCAACCUGGGAGACCUAAGACCAAGAGAAAGAGAAGUGUAGAUGAAAAAUAUGAUAAACAUAUGCAAAAUCAUGGUGCAGGUGAACCUGAAAAACUUACCAGAAAGUUUGUUAGUGUCAGGUGUGGGAAAUGCAACAAUAGGGGUCAUAACUCAAGGACGUGCAAGGGUCAAGGUGGGAAUGCAGGAAGCAAUGAAGGAGGGAAUGCAGGAAGCAGUCAAGGAGGGAAUGCAUGA